CAUUCAUCUCCAUCCACUAUCCCUUGACCAUAUCUCCCGACGCUUCCUUGGCCAAUUACACACUGCUACAAAAGGAUAGAUAUGUCCCCGCUCUCUCCAACUGUACUUGCUGGACUCUAGAUGAUGCUUGCAUACGAGGGUGACCCUGGCAUUGUUUGGGGGACGUCAACUCGACGGUGCGUACAUUCAAGGGACCAGCAGCUGUUGUGUAGUAGUGUCUCUACCAGUCAUGCUACGAAGAACUGGCGUUGGUUUUAGUUUAUCCUCAUAUCUUGAGUCGUCCGUCAUUCAGCCCGCGCUGACUCCCCCCGCGCCGACAAAGACGGUGUCUGUUAGUUCUACUACUAGUAAUAGUACUAGUAAAUAUAUAUUCCCCCGGGGUCACGCUUACUAGCAGCCUGGUAGUAGUAUUUCAUCAUUUCCAACUACCCUUCACAAUUCUGACUCCAAAUCGAGCAAACAACUGGUAGUAGUAGCACUACUAGUACUCUCAUCAUCAUGUUUCAACUCCUCCCCGUUACAGAGCCUGACCUCUCCUCUAUGGUCGAGUUGUGGUACGACGCCUUUGAUGAUCCCAUCAAUCGGCGGCUGUAUCCCGAUACCCCCGGAGCGCGCGCCUGGCUAGAGGACUACCACCGCGCCAGUCUGCAAUCCCCUGAUCAACACUAUCUUAAAGUUACCACGGAUCAUAGUACCGGGUCGACCUCUCCCCUCGUAGCAUUCGUGAAAUGGGACUUCAACACCACCUCUCCAGGUCACCACUUUCCCCCGCGCCAUGUCGAUUUCGACCAGAUCUUUUGCGACACGUUCUUCGGGGGGCUGGACCAGGCACGACGGACCAUCAUGGGCUCGCAUCCGCACUAUUAUCUGGAUGCCCUGAUCACCCACCCGGAUUAUCGCCGGCAGGGAGCGGCAUCAAUGCUCAUCCAGUGGGGAUGUAAGCGUGCCGAUCAGGACGGAAUCCCCAUCUGGGUGGAUUCCAGUCAGGAAGGGGCCCGGAUCUACCAGCGCUUUGGGUUUCGCGAUGUCAGUGUGUUGGGGGUGACUCCGACCGGCGCCAUGUCCAUGCUGCGGGAUCCCGUUGGUGGUGAUGCCGCGUAG
Molecule: messenger RNA, 1101 nt
Organism: Aspergillus piperis CBS 112811
Lineage: Eukaryota; Fungi; Ascomycota; Eurotiomycetes; Eurotiales; Aspergillaceae
Product: GNAT family N-acetyltransferase
Exons: 2
Coding region: 499-1101 (200 amino acids)
Molecular function (GO): acyltransferase activity, transferring groups other than amino-acyl groups
Source: RefSeq, a predicted model, not a curated record